GGCGCUGACGACAAAUCACCUGCCUUAGACCUCAGGGGCGGAAGCGGAAAAGAGCUGAAAGUCCUGGUUUGGCCUUGGGUUCCGCCGUAGGGGAUGUCCCGUGCGAGUGAGUGAGAUCCUGGGGCCUUACCUACUAGUGGAAUCGGGUGAAGAGACGCCUGCCAGUGCGGGAGGUAGGAAGCUCGAUUCCCCAAAGAAAAGAGCGAGUGGGCAGGCAGCUGCGAGACAGAACCGGAGUGUGCAGGGUCCCUAGAGGCCGGUUCCUGGUCGGUGCUGCUCUCCUGGAAGCCAUGGUACAGGCAGAGCUCAGGGCGAUCCCCAGGUGAGGGCAGCGGCUCUGCCUGGGAUUCCACCGCAAUAGAACCGGGUAGAUGCGGGGUGGGGAAGAAAGAAUGUUGCCUGCACUGCUCCCCAAUAGCACCCUGAGCGGCUACAUUUGCAGGAGCAGCAGCAGAAGAAGACACAGCGCCGGUCCAGGAGGCGGCUUGAGCUGUUCGUAAAGUCGCCCGACAGCUUUUUCUCCGUAGUAUGCGAGUUGACAAAAAGCCAGAGAACAGGGCUCCCCAUUACAAUCUUUUCGAGCUCUUUUCCCUUGCUAACCGGAUCUGAUUGUGCGAAAACAUGCCUUGCACUUGUACCUGGAGGAACUGGAGACAGUGGAUUCGACCUUUAGCAGUGGUCAUCUACCUGGUGUCCAUAGUGGUUGCGGUUCCCCUAUGCGUGUGGGAAUUACAGAAACUGGAGGUUGGAAUACACACCAAGGCUUGGUUUAUUGCUGGAAUCUUUUUGCUGUUGACUAUACCUAUAUCACUGUGGGUGAUAUUGCAACACUUAGUGCAUUAUACACAACCUGAACUGCAGAAACCAAUAAUAAGGAUUCUUUGGAUGGUACCCAUUUACAGUUUAGAUAGUUGGAUAGCUUUGAAAUAUCCCAGCAUUGCAAUAUAUGUGGAUACCUGCAGAGAAUGCUAUGAAGCUUAUGUAAUUUACAACUUUAUGAGAUUCCUUACCAAUUAUCUAACUAACCGGUAUCCAAAUCUGGUAUUAAUCCUUGAAGCCAAAGAUCAGCAGAAACAUUUUCCUCCUUUAUGUUGCUGUCCACCAUGGGCUAUGGGAGAAGUAUUGCUGUUUAGGUGCAAAUUAGGUGUAUUACAGUACACAGUUGUCAGACCUUUCACCACCAUCGUUGCUUUAAUCUGUGAGCUGCUUGGUAUAUAUGAUGAAGGGAACUUUAGCUUUUCAAACGCUUGGACUUAUUUGGUUAUAAUAAACAACAUGUCACAGUUGUUUGCCAUGUAUUGUCUCCUGCUAUUUUAUAAAGUGCUAAAAGAAGAACUGAGCCCAAUCCAACCUGUUGGCAAAUUUCUUUGUGUAAAGCUGGUGGUUUUUGUUUCUUUUUGGCAAGCAGUAGUUAUUGCUUUGUUGGUAAAAGUUGGCGUUAUUUCUGAAAAGCAUACAUGGGAAUGGCAAACUGUAGAAGCUGUGGCCACCGGACUCCAGGAUUUUAUUAUCUGUAUUGAGAUGUUCCUCGCUGCCAUUGCUCAUCAUUACACAUUCUCAUAUAAACCAUAUGUCCAAGAAGCAGAAGAAGGCUCAUGCUUUGAUUCCUUUCUUGCCAUGUGGGAUGUCUCAGAUAUUAGAGAUGAUAUUUCUGAACAAGUAAGGCAUGUUGGACGGACAGUCAGGGGACAUCCCAGGAAAAAAUUGUUUCCCGAGGAUCAAGAUCAAAAUGAACAUACAAGCUUAUUAUCAUCAUCAUCACAAGAUGCAAUUUCCAUUACUUCUUCUAUGCCACCUUCACCCAUGGGUCACUACCAAGGGUUUGGACACACUGUGACUCCCCAGACUACACCUACCACAUCUAAGAUAUCUGAUGAAAUACUUAGUGAUACUAUAGGAGAAAAAAAAGAACCUUCAGAUAAAUCCGUGGAUUCCUGAACAGUAUGGAAAAGCGAACUGUGCGACUACUAUAUUGUAUCAUUACCUGGAAUCCCAUGGAUUUUGUGCUUGGGACAAACCAUAAAUGAUGGAAACUGUCAACACAAAAAUAGCUGCAAGCCAGGUACAACUACUGAAUUUAUAUAUGUAAGUUUUGUAUAUCAAAAAUAAUUGGUCUAAAUUUCCUAGACUUAGACUUGAUUUCUUAACAUUAGAGUAUCACAUACUCAAAUGGUAGACAAUGACCCCAACUAAAUUUUCCUGAUGUUACACUGCUUUAUCAAGAGGAUGGACUUUUUUUUUUUGGAGACGGAAUCUUGCUCUGUCACCUAGGCUGGAGUGCAGUGGCGCAAUCUCGGCUCACUGCAAGCUCUGCCUCCCGGGUAAACGCCAUUCUCCUGUCUCAGCCUCCCGAGUAGCUGGGACUACAGGCACCCGCCACCAUGCCCGGCUUUUUUUUUUUUUUUUUUUAAGUAGAGACAGGGUUUCACCGUGUUAGCCAGGAUGGUCUCGAUCUCUUGACCUCGUGAUCCACCCACCUCGGCCUCCCAAAGUGCUGGGUUUAUAGGCGUGAGCCGCUGCGCCCGGUUGAGAAUGGACUUUUUUUUAAAAAAUCAGUACUUCCUACCACUGCUGCAUGAGUAUAAUGCUCCGGAAUUAUCAGAAAGCAUAAUGCAGAAAUACGAAUUAGUGGAACUUAAUCAUGUGCCAUAUAAGCUUACCUAACAAGCAGUUAUAUCUCUUAUUUCUCAACUGAAUGUCUUUCAAUAAAUAAGAAUUUAUCAUUUAUUUUCUGCAACUUUUUUAUGUCUCAUUCUUUAAACAUUAAAAAACCUUAAUAUUUUAACAAUUUUUGAUUAGAGGCACAGUGAAAAAGAAGUCAAAAAAUGUACUACUUUUCGUCAAUGCUAUUAAAGGUGGCAGCAAAUGUAAA
This is a messenger RNA of Cercocebus atys (sooty mangabey), 2872 nucleotides long. RefSeq names its product transmembrane protein 184C (gene TMEM184C). NCBI's taxonomy places the organism in Eukaryota, Metazoa, Chordata, Mammalia, Primates, Cercopithecidae. The record is from RefSeq and is a predicted model, not a curated record. Gene Ontology annotation, molecular function: transporter activity. The transcript is spliced from 10 exons. Gene Ontology annotation, biological process: transport. Bases 622 to 1938 code for a protein of 438 amino acids.